Drosophila ficusphila is the source of this 6167-nucleotide messenger RNA. RefSeq lists its product as uncharacterized. Lineage: Eukaryota; Metazoa; Arthropoda; Insecta; Diptera; Drosophilidae. The record is from RefSeq and is a predicted model, not a curated record. Gene Ontology annotation, molecular function: histone acetyltransferase binding. Gene Ontology annotation, cellular component: NSL complex.
GUCUGGCACAGAAACGAGUACAGCUUCGAUACACGUCGUUUUGCCAAAAGCGUAGCAGGGCAGCCAAAGCAAUGAAAAAAAUAAAUGAGGAAAAAAAUUCGUGAAGCGAGAACCGUACCGUAAUUCCCCCAGUGCGAAUCACGCCAUUGUGUAAGCAAAUCUUAUUUGCUAUUGUGCGAGGGCAUUUUACGAGUAACGGCCGAAUUGUGCGUAUAACGAAAAAUAUACUACUUAAAUUUUCAAGCAAUUUACAAAUUCUUGCGUGCUGCCUGCCUGCCGUGUCGGUGUGUCUGUGUGCAUGUGUUAGAUUAGCAUCGAGUACCCCAGGAAUCUAGCGGACCAAAUGCCGCAGAAGCCGGCCGCCGGAUCAGCAUCAAAACGAUGGCCCCAGCGCUCACAGCAGAGCCACUAAGUCCCAAGGAGAAGCUAACCAGCACCGCCUCGCCCUCGGCUCGCAGUUCCUCGGAAAGCGGAGGACUUGUCGUUGGCGGAGGAGUGGUCGGAGUGGCUAAAAAGCCGGCAACGCCCACGCCGGCAAUAGCAACAACACGCGUCACCCGCUCGUCUGCGGCAGCGGCCACAGUGGCUGCUUCCCCGCAGCAGCAGAGAUCCUCGCCAGCAGUUAAUAACAAACGGAAGUCCGGCAGUGCUAAAGUCAGCAAUGAUCCAAUGGGGCUGAGCACAGCCCCCAAUCCACACAGCAGCAGCAGCAGCAGUACUCCCAAUCCCUCGACGGAUGCUGCAGUUGCAUCCACCUCUGCCUUGGAAAACAACAAUAAUAACAACAGCAGCAGCACCUCCACGAGCAACAGCUCCACACCGAAGGACAAUUCCACGGCCCAGCUGCUGGCGGAUUUAACCAUAAAUUUUGAGGAAACCAUUUCCGCUGAGAUUUGCCUAAGGAAGACCCUGCCCGAUGUGAGUCUGGGCAAAGAACCGGCCACGCCUGCUUCCGUGCUGGCAGUGGCCACCGGAUCUACAAGUUCCGGAAGCGCGUUGAUAGGGGAAGUCCCGAUGUCUGCAGCGGAUGAACUGCAAAAGAUGGAAACAGAUAAUAUAGAGGAGCGUCUCAGCCAGCUGGAUGGAAAUGCCAGUGUUAUGCUGGAGGAUCCCGUGCCUCCCCCUUCUGUACUACCGCCUGUACAAGAAUCGCCCGGCACGCCCAGCAGACCGCAGCAGCCGCCUCUUAAUGCCCAGCUGGAGUCACCCCAGCCGACGAGGACGCAGCAGCAGCCACCACUUCAACAGAUGACGCCGCAGAGCACCUCCAGUUCCAUAAACUUUCUGAAAGACGGUGCCGCCGGCGCAGUGCUCGAGGAUCAGGACAUCGAGGAGGUGCUUAAGGCGCUAAAGACAUUUGACGGCGGCCACGUUAAUCCCGAUACAAUCUGCGAGUUCUUUAACGACGUGUGGGAGGAGCAAGCUCCUGCAGCGCCCUUACCCGCAGCAGCUCCUGAGAAUGUUGUCGGCCUGCCGGAGGUAAAGCCCAGCUGCAGUGGCAGCGAGGACAUCCUUGUUAGCAGCAGCAACUGCAUUUCCCAGGCGAAUGCGAGUGUCAAGCAUGAGCUGAGGCCCUGGCAGGAGAGCCACGCUGAAUUGGAGCAGCAACAGCAUAGGCUGUCGCGUCGCAUUGACUUCUUGCUGCGCAGGAUGCGCAAGACGCAGGCGCGCCUGAUGUGCCGCCACACCAGCGAGGAGGUGGCCGGCAUCUUGGAGUGGUCCGCCCGCAGUUCCCACAAGGCGCCCAAUCCGGCGAGGAGUGCCACACUGUCCGAACAGGAGGCCACCGUCCUGUCGAUUGUUUCCGGAAGGCCGGGCGCUUCCUUCUGGGAGGAGCACAACAAGCAUCCGCUGCCCGCCAGUCAGAUGAGCAAUGUGAUCCGGCAUAUUACGACGGCGGCCCGAAACCAGCAGAUCUGCCAAACGGCCAGCGGCAGUUCAGCAACUCUGGCGCCAUCCUCCAGCUGGUACAACAACUCCAACAGUUCAACGCUGCCGGGAAAGCGUCCGCGAAAGAAUCAACUUGAUGCUACGAUGACAACGGGAUCGGCAUCUGCAUCUUCGUCGGCAGCGGGAGCGGCAGGCACAAUGGGAUCCACAACGGAUGCGAAUACGCCGCGCGCGGAUGACAUUGUGCCCAGCUACGACACCUAUGUGACCAGCGAACUUACCCAUGUGGCCGGUUUGCUGCACACGGAGCUCCGAGAGGUGCAGAACGCCAUCGAUUCGGAUGCCACGGAGUCCAGUUCCGGUGGUGAGUCCGCCGACGAGAUGGUCACCUACAACAACACCCAGCAGCUGUCGCUAUCCAUCACCCGACGGGCCGUGUGGCGGUAUUCGAAAGACCGAGCAGGCAUAGCCUUGCGCUGGUCGUGGCUCUGCUCCCAGCUGAACGACCUGGACAUGAAGAUACGCCAAUACCAUGAUCUUCACUUGGAGCUAACGCAGUCGAAGGGUCAUGUGCAGUUGGAGGCCACAGCCAAGGCAUUGCCGUUGCUGCCACCGCCUGCCAAUGGCAUCAAGGAGGAAGUAUCCCCCGACUAUCUCUGCAGUCGAACGAGGCCAUUGGUGCAGUCCGAGUUCCGCAAGCGCAAGCUCUUCCAGACGACCAACAUGCACACGAUUUCCAAGAAGGCAGCGCGGCCCAGCAACAUUAAAUGCGGCUGCCAGUGGCCGCAGGUGCCAUGUACUCUGUGCACGGGUCGUGCGGAUCCCACAGCGCCACGGGAUCUGGUCGAGACGAUGAUGCCGGCCAACCGGGUGGCGCUGCUCGACGCAGGCUACCAUCCAGUGCUCAGUUUCGCCAGUGAUGUCAGCCAGUCUGUGCACUUGGAGGCCGUUGCCCGCCAGCCGGACUGGCAGUACCGCGUCAUGCGCUGCCAGACCAAGGCCAUUGUUAAGGCCAUGUACAAGGCGGAGCGCGAGACGCUGGCCUCCGGCGGCAUCGGCGGACAGGCUGGCAGCCGGCGAUCGGGCGAUGGCGUCAAGCGGCGUUAUAUACGACGCAAGGAGCGCAACAAUAACUCAAAUAAGGAGGCUGGCAGCGGAGUUAAAGCUGCAGCGGCGGCAGGAGGAGGAGCGGGCGGAAACGGAGGCGUCGGGGGAGGGGAGAGCGGAAACGGUACUGGUACUGCUACUACUUCUUCUUCUACUACGCCUACUACAACGCCACUUGUGGCCAACACGGCCAAGGGCAAGAGGCAGCCACAACAGUCAACUGGAGCGAGCAGUUCCAGCUCGCCGUGGCCAGACUCUCGCCAACGCCAACAACCACGCCACCACAGUCCCUCCUCAACCUCGAUCUCGACACAGAGCGGCGCUAAGAGGUCACGCAAAGCCACUAACACCAGCAGCAGCAGCAAUUCCACACAGCAGCAGCAGAAUCAACACGGCAGCAACAUCAAAAACCAUCAUCUCAACGGAUUCGGGGAUCAGUGGGGGGAGCCAAGCAGGAGUCGUCGCAACUCCUCGCCAUCCCACAGCCAUCGAAAUGAAAGAACCUCGGAGCGUCGCGUUCGUCCCAUCUACGACAUCAAUAACAUCGUAAUACCCUACAGCAUGCUAGCCCAGUCGAAAAUGGAGAUUCUUCCCUACAAGGAGAUACCCAUACCAAAGUGGCGCAUUGUAGACAGUGAUAAUGAUAAGGCAAAACAUUCGUCGGAUGAGUCAACCGAUUGCAAACUCAGCAAUGGAAGUAUCGCAUCAACGUCAGAGGAGCUAUCCAAACAACAGCCCCCUCCCAACCAACCACAACAACAGCCCGCCGUACAGCCUCCAAAGGUCAAUGGGUUGAGGGAAAAACAGGCAGUCAAGCACAAUAACAAUAGCGUAAACAAGAAUAAUAAUAAAAACGGACUGCUGAAUGGCAACGCCAAUAAGGAUGAACAGAAGACAGUGGAGGAUAACAAUGCGCAAGAAAAGGAGGUUGUCGAGCCUAAGGAAAAAGGGACUCAACCCAAGCUCAACGGUAACAUAGCAAAAAGUCCAACUGUUAAAAAUGUUGAAAAGCAAGAGGAGAUCGCUCAGAUUGGCUCAGAGCCACCACUGCCCAAGCGACCGAAGCUGGAGAAGCCAGUCGAUGUGGUCAUUAAGCCCAAGGCCAAUGGUCAGGUAGUGGAGCUGCCCCAGGAAGCCAGCGCCGAGGAGCAGAAGUUACAUCCCAAGGAGGAUCUCUCCGAUGAGGCGUUCGUCUUGCGACAUCAGCGCGCUCUGCUCGAGGAGCGACGCCGAUUUGAGACCUUCCUCAAGUUUCCCUGGAGCACACGAUCCCGUGCAAAUCGACGGAUCGACAGUCGUGCAGAAUCGAGUGGCGCCAACACGCCAGAUCCCGCCUCGCCAGCUCCGCACCUCGGUGGUGCUGGGCACGACAACGAAAGCAUUCCCUCGCCGCUGGCACAUCCACUGGACGGGUUCAAUGACAGUGGCGAGAUGCUGCCGGGCGGACAGCGCCAAGCCCGACGCCGCACCACGUCCAGCAAGCUCAAGGAUCAGGUGGAGCGGCGCAGCACCACGCCCGAUUCGCGAGAGCCCUAUGCGCUCCUGCCUCCGCCAUUCGAGCCCCUAAACUUUCCACUCUCCGAUGAGGUCUACCAGCGAAUGCUGGCAGAGACUUAUGCGCCGCCCAGGUCGAUGUCUGCCUCCAAGCGGGCAAAAAGCAAGUCGAUAUCCUCCAACUGCGACGGGAGCAGUUCGACGGGGGGUGGGAGCAGUAGUCGGCGGAGCAGCAAGUCCAAGAUUAAGCUAAAUGGCCAGCUAAAUGGUCACCCUGCGACAGCGAAGAUAAACGGCGCGGGUGGGGGAAAGGAAGGUGGAGUUUCCGAGCCUGAGGAGGAGGAUAUGCUGCUGGAGGAGGAGGACGACGACUAUCCCAAGCAUCAUCUGGCGCCGCUGGACGAUGAGGAGCAGUCGACUCCGGAUGCCGAGCAGGAUCAGUACGAUGCGGCGAUCGAUGCCUAUCUGGGCGAUCCGGAGGCGCUUGAGGAGGACAUGGCCGAUGAUCCAUUCGAGGACGACGACCCAAACGAUCCGGAGUGGAAGACCCGGACCGAUGGUGUUCGCAGCAGACGCAUCUAGACCAAAACCCAAAGCAAAUAACUCUCGUUUUCGUGAUUUAAGUCUUUUAAACGAUUUGUCAAUUUUUUAAGUCCCUCACACUACACACACACACACACAACACAAAUCAGCCGGCGCAGAGCAACAAUUUUAAACUGUUUUAAACGGAUUGGUUUGGACUCACAACAGCAUUGCGUACUCUAAGCAAUCGUCUAAGUUAUUUAGUUCUACGAAACCACACAAAACGCAGAUAAGCAAAACACAACAAUAUACACAACAAACGAAGAAGAAGAAGAAAGCGAAACUCUUGAAAUAAUCGAUGUAAAUAAAUGCUAAACAUAUAGAGCUAAGCAGUUACUGAUAAAUGUAAACUAAUCGGUGGUCGUUAGGAGAUCAUCGAACUCACCCACCAAGUCGUUAGUGCGUGGUGGGUGCGUUCGGUUGGAAUGGUGGUCAGCGGUUAAGCAGAAACAACAAACCCACUUGGGCUUCAAGCCAAAGUGCGCUAAGGAUAAAGAAUUAAGUUAAUCUAAAUAUAUAUAUUUACGAAAAACACAUUUAAAUAUACUAUAUGCAUACAUAAACAUGUAAAUGCCAAGAGAGCAGUUAGCAGAAGAUUUGAAAUGUAUUCGCACCUGCACACAAACGAUAUAACAACUAAACUAAACAAAGCGAUUCUGUAAAUUGAUCAAGCUUACCCGUUAGCCUCUAGCCUAACAAUUAAUCAACUGGCUCUAGGCCCGUAUUUCUUAUAUUUUAAAAAGUUUAAAUGUAUAGAGCGGAAUUCGAAGGCGAAAUGUGAAAAGCGAUCGAUCGAUAAAUGUAUGUACAUGUAUUUUAGUUGCUUAGGCGUUUUCAUUUCUACCUUAAAAGUUAGUGGCUAAUUGUAGCGAUUAAAACUUAAACAAAAAAAAAAAAACAACCAUAAGCAAAACUAGUGCGGCUAUGACCGCGUAAAUGUUUAUUCUAAUUUCGUUUUUUACUAUAUACUGCGCAUGUUUCACCGCAAAGCUAGAAACCCGAUUCAUUCGUUAAAACUUGAAAAGAAAUACAACAGAAAUGUGAAGAUAAACUAAGGAUGGCAGAAAUACAGAAUUAUAUAUUCGUAAAAAUGA